This is a messenger RNA of Strongylocentrotus purpuratus (purple sea urchin), 2978 nucleotides long. RefSeq names its product probable UDP-sugar transporter protein SLC35A5. The transcript is spliced from 7 exons. NCBI's taxonomy places the organism in Eukaryota, Metazoa, Echinodermata, Echinoidea, Camarodonta, Strongylocentrotidae. Gene Ontology annotation, biological process: pyrimidine nucleotide-sugar transmembrane transport. Bases 331 to 1614 code for a protein of 427 amino acids. Gene Ontology annotation, molecular function: pyrimidine nucleotide-sugar transmembrane transporter activity. The record is from RefSeq and is a predicted model, not a curated record. Gene Ontology annotation, cellular component: Golgi membrane.
GGAGAGAGAGGAUCGAGCUAGAGAGAAUGGGAGCAAGAUUAUGGUGCAGGAAAGUAUCGAAAUGCAGAGGGAUCACAAUUUAUGUUACCCAUCAUAUGACACCACCAACUGGUCCCUGUAACAGAAAGGUUUGCUAUCAAUUACAAAAAGACCAUGGCCAAUCAAGACGAAUUUAGCAUGCGUUCAAAAGACUGAUCAGGCUACAGCUAUAUAAUGGGGGACGUGGCCCGUGGCACAUUACACAACAAUCAACGCAGUUAUCCUUGAUUUAACAAGAGGCACAUGUGAGAAUAAAUCAACAGAAACAGAUACGAGCCAAAUCUAUUGACAAUGGAGUGCCCUUCAAUGACAACCGUAGCCUUGACAACUGUUUAUGUUGUGCUUGGAGCUGGCAGAGUAAUGCUCAUGAGAUUAUCAGCUAAUGAAGAUCACAAAUAUGACUACUUGCCUGUGACAGUGAACGUGUGUGCCGAGGCGGUGAAACUGGUCGUAUGUUUGUCUAUCAUGCUCAAAUUGGAGAUGAGCGGUAAACCUAUGUUCAAGGAAUUCAUUCAGUUCAGCUGGCCAGAAUGUCUCAAGUUCUUUAAAUGGAGCAUCCCAGGCCUGCUGUAUUUCUUUGAUAAUCUGAUUGGAUUUUCAGUUAUGACUUUCUUUGAACCGGCUGUAGCUGUCUUGCUGGGAAACUUCACAAUUAUCUCAACAUCAAUACUUUUCAGACUCAUUUUAAAACGAAAAUUAAGCAGGGUGCAGUGGGCUUCUCUCCUGAUUCUCUUUCUAGCGAUUGUGUCGUUAUCAAACCAAGAUCACCGGAGCACGCUCAAAGGUCACCACCACACAUCCGACUCGCUAGAUUCCAUAGACAAUGCCACUCUCUAUGAGGUGGAAAUCCUCCAGAAGCGACAUGCCAUUCCAGCCGUUCCUUCGGACCUCUGCCAUCGGAAACUCCGCCACACGCCCGAACCUUCCAUCUCAGAGGCCAGCAAGUACAGCUUCACGGUCAGCUUUGGGCAUGUCUUGAUCGUGGUUCAGUGCUUCUUGUCGUCUUUUGCGAACAUCUACAAUGAGAAGAUCUUCAAGGAAGGCCACAACGAGGAUGGUAUCUACAUGUACAUCGUUCAGAACACCCGGCUGUAUACCUUUGGGGUGAUAUUUAACACGCUUACGCUCUUUGUCAUUCCGAACUUCCGUAACCGCGUCUUCUAUUGCGGGAUGUUCAGCGGAUACUCCUGGUACUCCACGCUGCUCAUCUUUGCCACAGCCGCGCUUGGACUCACAACGUCCUUGAUCCUGAAGUUCAGAGACAACAUGUUCCAUGUCCACAGUGCGCAGGUCACGACUGUCGUCAUCAUCAGCCUGUCGAUAUGGCUGACGGGGUUCCAACCGACCCUGGACUUCUUCUUGCAGAUGCCUACAGUGUUCCUGGUCAUCAUUAUCUACAACAACAGUCACCUGCCUGCAGAACCCCUAUUGACCCCUAGGAUGAGAUACCCAUCAGAGAGUACUAGCAGAGGGCAAGAGAACUCUGUUAGGAAGAGGGGUACGUCGGUGAGUGAGGAAUUGAUAGAACUGACACGAAUGGAUGAAGAAGAUGAAACCACCUCUGUAGAAUUAUAGGGGUGGAUGACAUACUUGACCACUCCUAUAUCCUGAUGGUCAAUCCCUUAGGUUAGACCAUGCUGACCAAGCAUAGCAGUUAAAAGUGAAUGCUGAAGUGAGUGAUCAUGUGGAGAAAUUGCAACCAAACGUUUGUUAAUCAGUUAGCAAACAGGGUUACUUGUUUCAAGGCGACAGAAACAUUAGUUAUUGUCCUGGUUCAGGACACACUUGCUAAGGAAGCUGUGCAAUAGAAUGCCUCAUAUAUUUUAUGCAUUUUCAUACAUAUCAUGUGUGCAAAUAUCAUGCAACCACACUGAGUAUCCACACUAGACAAAUGUCUAGACAAAUGUUGUUAAGUUUGAAUAGAUACAUAUCAAUGACAUUGGUAAUUUUAUGAAUACCGGUAGCUAAUUUUUGUUUACGAUGACUAUUAUUUUGUCAUCACCAUGUAUGUAUCCAUGUUUCGUAUCAUAUUUCUGUUCUUUGUAAACUUUGUCUGAGCUUUUAUGUUACAUGUGAGCAAACCAAAUAUUUAUGUUGAAUGACAUGGGACAGAUAAAUCAGUACAUUGAAUGAACGAAUGUUGUUUUGGUUCUAUGCUAUCAGCAAUCUGGAAAGUGGGGCUGUGUUCUGCCAUUCUGCUAACCACUGGCACGCACAGGAUAACGUAUCAUUUCCGUUAUAGUAUUAUGUAUUGCUGCAGUUGGUGCAGACAAAAUGUGAGCUUUAUCUGCAGAUUUCUCCCUGAAAUACUUCACUCGCAGUCAACUUUUAUAUUAUGUAUGCUGUACAAUCAUUCUUAACUAAUUUGACUUCAUUGCUCAUUGUUUAUACAAGGGGCUGACAUAAACUCUUGUCCAAAAUAAAAGCAAUAGGACUUUGCUGCAUGGAGGGGGCAGAGGGGGGGGGGGGGGCAAUUUUGCAAGCUGAAAAAUAUGCAUUGAUAUAUUUGUGUUGUCUCUUUUGAGACAGAAAUUGGCGGCACUUGGCACUUGGCCUACUUAUAUGAAAUAGGAAUAUAAACAAAGCUACUGAUAAGAGGACAUAUAUAGCAAGGGGGCUAUUCAUCCUCUUUUAAUGUUUAUUGACCAGUUUUCCUGGAGAAUUCUUCGUAGAAUCGGUAUUUAUGUAUAGAGCUGUUUUAGUCGAUAAUCACUUGUUUAUUUGCUGCCCAUUUAUGCUCUUGUUUAGGUGCGGAGUAUUUAUUACUGAGUUUCAAAUGUCUACAUCCAUGUACGGUAUUUUUCUGACAAGUGAAGAAGAAAUAAUAAAUCGACCCGAUGAUUCAAAUUAAGCCAAAAUAAUGUGUGCACAAUUAAGAGAUACUUAUUUGUAAAUAUCAAAUGAAUAAAUAGAUUACUAUGACUGUCAUGCUUGUAAAA